Messenger RNA from Spirodela intermedia, 1993 nucleotides. The record is from the annotation of a GenBank genome assembly. Lineage: Eukaryota; Viridiplantae; Streptophyta; Magnoliopsida; Alismatales; Araceae.
AUGGAGAGGGCGUCCUCCUCCGAUGAGGACGAUGGGGAAACCCUCAUCGCCCAGAACGAGAGGAAGAGGCAGCCGCUACGCAGCGACAUUCUCAGCUUCGAGAUCGGAGAGCCUCCAGAUCGGAAGGGCUGUGGAUUCAGAUCCAGCAGGAAGUAUGUCUUCGCCGUCUGCUUGUGCCUGCUACUCGUCGUCGUCAUCUACUUCUCCGUGGACACUCGCCGACUCUUCCACGGGGCAUCCGCCGUGGGAGUUGGUUCCCCCGUCGAGGAUGACCGGAUGCGGGAGGCGGAGCUUCGUGCUCUGAACCUUCUCAGACACCAACAGGUGGGCCUUCUUCGCCUGUGGAACCGGACGUCUGCGGCUUCCCCCGUCAGAUCCAGCGACUCCCCCGCUUCUUCCGUUCCAAUUGUGGCUUCGAACUCCACAUCCAAUUCUACUCCGUCCGCGGCGCGUAAUCGAGGGGAGCCGUUGAAUCCGCAGCCGUCGAUCCUGUUAGAAGAGUUCCGGUCGGGAUUGCUCGAGCAGAUCAAGCUUAACCAACAGAUUCAGAAGGCUCUGUUAUCUUCCCACGGGCUGCUCGCCGUCAACACUUCAGCAGAGGUCGCUGACGGCAAUGUAGGGGAUCUUCUCGCCGGUUACGUUGGUGCAGAUCUUUGCAGGAAGGUGGACAAGCCUAGGGGGAGGAGGACCGUCGAAUGGCAUCCUAAGAAGAACAGGUACCUGCUCGCGAUCUGCGUCUCGGGACAGAUGUCCAACCACCUGAUCUGCCUUCAGAAGCACAUGUUCUUCGCGGCGAUCUUGGAUCGUAUACUGAUCCUCCCGAGCCCCAAGUUCGAUUACCAGUACGACAGGGUCAUCGACAUCGACCACAUCAACCAGUGCUUUGACAGAAAGGUUGUCAUCUCAUUUGAAGAAUUCUCGGAAUCGAAGAAGAACAAGAUCCAGAUAAACAGAUUCAUCUGCUACAUGGCAUCGCCUCCGUGUUUCGUGGACGAGGAACACGCGAAGAGGCUGAAAGACUUGGGGCUCUCCCUGCCUAAGCUCGAAGCUGCCUGGCCAGAGGAUGCGAAGUUGACUCAGCCGAAGAAGAGGGUGGUCGGUGAUAUCACAGGCAAGUUCUCUUGCAACGACGAGGUUCUCGCUGUUGGCGACAUCUUCUACGCAGACGUGGAGGAAGAAUGGGUGAUGCAACCAGGAGGCCCCCUAACCCACCAGUGCGAGACCCUCAUCCAACCUAGCCACCUCGUCCUCCUCACUGCUCAGCGCUUUGUGCAGACCUUCUUGGGAAACAACUACAUCGCUGUGCACUUCAGACGCCAUGGCUUCUUACAAUUCUGGUAAGUUUCUUCACGGACAAGCGCUCGGAAGGUCUUGUCACAUGCUUACUUUGAAUCCAUGCAUUCGAUUGCAUAUAUUUUGCCGAAUUAAAUUUCUCUCCGGAAUUGGAUUUGAUCUUUUCUGCAGUAAUGCGAAGGAGGAGAGCUGUUUUUUUCCUGUGCCUCAAGCAGCCGAGUGCAUCCUCCGGGUGGUGGAGAAAACCAACGCUCCGGUAAUUUACCUAUCUACUGAUGCAGCAGCCAGUGAAACCGACCUUCUUCAGUCUCUGGUUGCGUCAAAUAACAGGCCCAUCCCUAUGAUCAAGAGGCCCGCUCAUUCUUCCACCGAGAAAUGGGAUGCCCUACUGUACAGAAACCACCUUGGAGAGGACAGUCAGGUAAAAGCGUUGACUAUUCCCUAUUUUUGGCUAAAAUGCGUUCUUCCUGGAGUGACUGAUUAUACGUGGGAAAAUUGAGAUUGUUUUAUAUCUUCUCCGAAGGUCGAGGCCAUUCUGGAUAAGACAAUCUGCGCCAUGGCGAGUGUGUUCAUAGGAUCAUCCGGAUCCACGUUCACAGAUGACAUCUUCCGGCUGAGGAAGGACUGGGGAUUUGCAUCGGUAUGCGAUGAGAACCUUUGCUCCGGAGAACAACCGAAUUUCAUAGCUUCCAAGGAAUAG